Messenger RNA from Baudoinia panamericana UAMH 10762, 3480 nucleotides. RefSeq lists its product as uncharacterized. Bases 284 to 3208 code for a protein of 974 amino acids. Gene Ontology annotation, molecular function: transmembrane monodehydroascorbate reductase activity. Lineage: Eukaryota; Fungi; Ascomycota; Dothideomycetes; Mycosphaerellales; Teratosphaeriaceae. The record is from RefSeq and is a predicted model, not a curated record. The transcript has a single exon.
CCACGCAAGACUAGCGCCACAGUCAUCGUAUCUCGAACCUUGACUUCUACCUUCGCUCUCACCAGUCAGCAGACUAGCCAUCGUUAAGUGCGUCGCAAACUAAGCGGCCGGGGAAGUAACCAGCUUCAAUCGACAGGUCAAUACCCCACCGUAACAACGUCUAAACCGUUUGCCCGUCUGCCAUACACACCUGGGUUGGAAUUAGAUUGCGGAGGACACACGUUGCCGCAUGUCGACAGCAACAGAGCCCGGAUAGCGCGCGGCGCACCUCCUCCAGUCGACCAUGUCAUCCAACCUUUCCCCCGUGGGCAGCUCAACCUACUCCUCCAACACCCUUCAUGUCGGCGACGGUACUUGGGAUGACGGUCGCGAUGACUUCCUCCUGCCGCCGCUGGUUGGUCUCGACUUUGCUACGAUGCGGUACAACGGGAUGGGUAAUCGCUUCGCUGCCCUGCCCGAGUACCACCGCCUCAUCAUCGGACACGGGGUGCUCGCUGCUAUCACAUUCUUGGCUGUGAUACCUGCGGCAGUCUUCGUCGCCAAGUUCUACACAAACAACCCGCGCAUGGCUGUGAAGCUGCAUGUGUACCUGCAGAUCAUUACUGUAUUCUUAACGACGGUGAUAAUAAUACUGGGCUGGAUGGCAGUGGGACCGGAAAGAGCAUUGACAAAUCCACACCACGGAAUCGGCAUUGCACUCUACGUUUUGAUCCUAUUCCAGUUUCUGUUCGGUUGGAUCAUGGCACGGAUUGAAAGCAGAAGACGAAAUCCGGAAAGGUUGAUCAGGACGCCGACGAAGGUAUGGAUACACAAGCUGAUGGGACGAUCAAUCGCAUUGCUGGGCAUCGUCCAAAUUGCGCUCGGUCUGACGCUGUAUGGGAGUCCUAAGGUGUUGUUCGUGCUGUAUGCACUGGCAGGAGCUCUGCUGCUCUUCCUGUACCUUGCACUCGACCGCGUGUAUUUCGAGAAGCGCCAGUUAAUGUUCGGCAUUGGCGGCGGGCAACCCGAGUUCUACUCGGACUAUGGCAGCUACCUUUCGGGGUCACGCGUGGAUAGCAGACCGCCUCCACCUGGUGCGCCACCAAUGCGAGAACGGAGAGACAGGAACCAUUGGGGUAGAGAUGCGCUUGCCGGAGUCGGUGCGCUUGGAGCGUACGAAUGGUGGCGGAACAGGCAGGAUCGGCGGCGAGGAGAUCGGGAGCAGGAGUCGUACGACGCUGACGAGGAGAUGAGACGGCGAGAAGAGCGUGAGCAGGCGGAGCUGGAUGCAGAACGAAGAGCGCGACCACCACCAGGUGCUGCAGCAUCUACGGCACUAUCUUCGAGACCCUCAAGCCGUCCGCCACCAGGAGUCAGCUAUGGAGCUGGUGGCGUGCCAAGUGGACCAGCGGGUUUUGGACCGCCUCCACCGGGUCCGCGAACACCGAGCCGUGUUCGCCGGACGGAGGAAGAGCGGUUUAGUCCUGAGUCAUGGGAGGAUGAGAAGUACGAACAGCGCCCUGCGCGAAACUCAUGGCGAGACAGACUGCUCGGUGCUGGCGCCGGAAUUGGCGCUUUUGAAGGCGCGAGACGGUUGUUCAACCGACGGCGGGAUCGAGAAGACGACUACAUCGAAGAUGACAGGAGGUACAGACCAGCUCUAGGUGGCAACCAGAAUAUGGUCAACCAAACAGACGUCUCGCGGGUCGAGGCUGGCCAGACGCCUCUGUCGCCGAACGACCCAAGGAGAGCUGGAGGAGAGCGUAUGAAUGUUGCGGGCGUGCAGCCUAUGACGCCUACUGCGACGCCAUUACGGCCGCGACACGGACAGCGGCCAAGCGCUGAGACGAUGUCGUACGAUGACGAGGAGAGCAUGAUGGAUCAGGGAAGGCAACGUCUGUCGACUCACCAUGAGGGUGACAACCACACACUCCGCAACAGCAUUGCUACUCUUGGCACUAUUGCAGGUUUCCGAGAGUGGAAUAAGCAUCGCCGGGAACGACGCGAGCGACAACGGCUCGACCGUAUUCGGCAGCAGGAGCUUGACGACGAGACGGAGAUGUACAACCGACGCAACUCCGCGAACUAUCCCACCGCGCAUGAUGCUGGAGGGCGGCGACCGAGCGACGGCACGCUUUUGACUGGAGCUUCUGGACCUGUAGAUCCAGGCUUCGGUGGUAGCAACCCUGAGCUGUCGAGAAGGCGCUUCGAAGAGGUUGACACAUCACACCCGCCUUUGCCAGCUUCUGCGGGUGCUGUACCCAGUCCGAUGCUCAACCAGCAGCGUGUGAACGAACCGCCACUCCAGCACUUCCCACCUCCUCCACCAGGCCCACCACCAGGCGGCAUAAGACCGACAGACUAUCACGCGCCUGACCCAGGCACGUUGCAGAUGCCACAGGGUGCCGUAAACCCAGACCCAUCAAGGCUAGUCUCUACGGAGAACGUGGUACAGCAGGCUUCCUCAAGCCACCCUAUCCACGACGUGUCCGCUGGCGCACUUUUCGGCGCCGCAGCUGCAGACGUCGCGAGUGGUCGAAGGCGAGACUCACAAUCUCAAUCACCAUCACGGUACGGUCCGAGGCAACAGUCUCGCACGCGAUUCGCAGACCAGCCUCAGCGCCAAGGGACGACUGCUUCCGGCUCCGCACCGGAAAUAUUGACAGAUCUUCCCGCAGCUUCCGACGCGCCUGGCAGCCCACCCGUUAGCGUCAAGGUUAAGAUGCACGGCGAUGGUCGCCACGUAACUCUCCGCCGUCUUAAUGAAGAGGAAGCGGCCGCCGAACGCGCUGCCCGACGGUCAGAGCGACGGCAGCGAAGAAGAAGGAGCAGCGAAGUCUCGUCAGGUGGGCUCGAAGACGAAGCACCACCUGGCUCAAACGCUCGUUAUCGCCGAAACGGCGGGAGUAGCAUUGCUCGCCGACGCUCAAGCGCAGAUCAGCCCAUAACGAACGUCCCGCCUCCGCCGCCAAUGUCCUCUACCUCACAUGUAGGAUCCCAUCGGCCACCCUCGGAGCUGAACUUACCGUCGCCACCAAUAGCAGGGCAGGGUCUAAGUCCGCCGGGUGCGAUGCCGGCGGGAAGCGGGAUGACGAGUCCCGGCGAUGGCACCGGAACGGAUGUCAGUGCGUUUGCCGACAAUAGAAGGAGGAGGAGGGCAGAGAGGGCGAGGAGAUUGGAGGCUGCGAGAGGUGCCGGUGCUGGGCAAAGUAGGGUCGACUUUACGUAAAGCUAUGGGUGUACAUGAAUGCAGGUUGGUAGAUUUGGGAAUGGCGUUCUGGAGCAUCGAAGCAUCAGCGUGCAGUCUUGGAAGGCAUGGAGGGGAUACAGGGACAUACUGUUCACACAUGCCGGAAGGUUUACGAUGAAACGCAGCGCUUUGUAGCAUUUUUUUACGGAAUCACUGAUGUUUCCACUCCGCUGCUUAGUCGGUUAUGCGUUGCUUUGACAUGCAGUGCAUUCCACAGCCAUGAUGUGUGCCGAAGCACUUGGGAUGGCCUC